This is a messenger RNA of Scaptodrosophila lebanonensis, 959 nucleotides long. RefSeq lists its product as uncharacterized. The record is from RefSeq and is a predicted model, not a curated record. Lineage: Eukaryota; Metazoa; Arthropoda; Insecta; Diptera; Drosophilidae. The coding region runs from base 249 to 866 and encodes 205 amino acids. The transcript has 3 exons.
GGGCGGACGUUGGGAUAACGACGAGCUUGUUUAAAGAUAUUUUUGUUUUGUUGUUUUUACGCAGGCUGAGAGCGUCCGCUGAUUGUGUUCGCUGUCUGGUAUUUGCUAAAUCUGAAAUUAUUGUUGUUUUUAAUUGAAGUUUUGUGUGUACAAAUCUGCGUUCCAUAUCGUAUGCAUGAGUGUAGAAAGUCGAAUGCCUAUUAAUUAAAAUCAACCGCAAGACAACUCUUCAGAAAUUGAAUAUUAAAAUGCGCUUAUUGCUACUCUCAACUUGGUUUAUCGUCGGCAUUGAGACACUGGCGCACGCGCAGGUUGCGUUUGUCGAAGAAGGGGCCGUCGAUAAGCAGAAGGCGAAUCUGGCGGGCCGGAAACCUCUUUACUCACCUUCGCGCUGUAAAAAGUACGAGCUACUCUAUCCGGGCGAUCAGUUUGACGACUGGAUUUGCGAUUGCGCACCAGCUGCUCUUUACCAUCCCGAUUCGGACGCUUGCUUCCCUGCUUAUAGGCAAGGGCCCUGCAAGAGCGGUGAAAUGCUGGUCCUUUACAAGGACAAAAUCAUACCAGAAUGCGUGAGCAAUCCCUGCCGGGAAGAUAAUCAUUUUAUGAUUCAAGGCAAGUGCUACGAGUUUGGCAACAACCAAGGCCAUUCCAAUCCGUGCCCUCUUAAAGAGUACACCUAUGUCUUGGGCGUCAAUCCCAAAACGCUGAUGGUUGACUGUAUACAACUUUCUCUGCAACUGCAGACUCGUUUCGGAGAAGAGGAUGCCACACUCGUAGCGCCACCUGAUUAUCACAUUGAGGUGGCUCAGAAAUGUGGUCGAGGAAGUCGCAUGUCAAUCCAGGGUCGCUGUGUGGCGACGCAAUGAAGCAGAGGAAAUUUAUGAGCACUUAAAAAAAUGUUGACCUACAUUUAUACAUUAAACAAAGAAUAAAGAUAACAUAUGUAUGUAUUUAAUUUA